AUGAUGCCAAUGUUUACAUUUCAAGACGUUCCAAUAAUAUCAUGCAUCCCUAAUGAAAUUUCUGUCAUCCUGCAGGCGGUGUGUUGUGAAGUGGAUCAAAGUGAACGAGUGAAGGAGAAAAUCCAAGAAGAAGUGAACAAACUCAAAAAGGAAAUCGCUCUCAGGAAACGUAACAGCGCUGAGGAAGAGAGAAGACUCCAAGAGGCGGCUGUUGUCAUGCUUCCCGAUAACUCUGCCCUUCCUGACUCCUCACACUCUUCACUGACUCAAGUCAUGCUCUCAGGUCCCUCGGUGGAGCCCAGUUUAGAGAGACCCGUGAACUCGUCAUCUCCACCAAUCUACAGCACCACACUGCCUCCAGAUUCACCAAGCGCUAUACUGCUGCCGCGGCCCCAAGCCGUAGGUUCGCCUGGACACCCGUCUCCCAGUCUGGGCCUGGGCAACGGAGACGGUUCGAGCUCGGAUUCCCUGAACCGCCAGGCCACCGGCCAGGAAGACCAGGAGGAUGACGAGGACAGUAGCGAGUACGAAAAUUUAGUUAGCGAGCAAUUGCAACCACCUUCCUUAACAGAAACUGUUUUAUUAGGACGACCGGCUACCCUGUGGCCCGACGGAGACGCCCACAGCCCGCCAGGCUCAUAGUAGCCAAACAAACCAACGGGGAUAUUGAUGAACGAACAGAACUAGGUGUGAUCGUGGUGUUCAGAACACAAACAAGCACUUGCCUUUUGUGAGCUAUGACAAUGCUGUCCUGUUGUACACAUUUAACAUCUCUGUGCAGGGGACAUCAUCGUGUUUCGAUGAACUCCGAAGUGGAAUGGAAUGAUAUCCCCAUCCAUGUGGAUCGACAGGCCCCCUUUUCUCCGUUUCAUGCUCUCCUCUCUGGUUUCGUUUGGGUGGAGAGGUGCAUCUUGCUUAUCUCUGCAUCUGCCACUCACUGGAGUCAUUCGGUUCUUGCACCAUUUACCUCUCGCACUGUUUUGCCUUCUUUUGAUCUGCAUUUGAAUAGAAAAGCAAAGGGAGUGAUGUCUUUUUUUUGCGGCCUUCAAACACAUCUCUGUGUGAGCUUAUUCCAUCUUCAUUGUCUUGCUUUGAAAAUCUGAAUGGACAGAAAAAAAUCACAGUUAUAAGGACUGCUUAGGACUACAGCUGACUCUUGAACAGUUCUUGUUCUAGAAAAUUUAUUUUAUUUUUGGUUUUAUCAGUUAUAUUUGAUUUGAUUGAGUAAUAUAAUGGCCUAUUCUUUAAAAAAAAAAGAUCAUUUUUGGUCAACGAUUAUAAAAGUUACUUUGAUAAGGGGUGCUUGUAUUUUCUAUGACAUACUGUAGAUCACUACUAAUUUCAUUGGCUUAAAUCAAACACAUUUUUGUCCUAAUGAAUGGAUCGAAUAUUAUAUUUCUUUCUGCUGCACUUCAAACUUUCACCAUUGAGCUUUAACUGAAUUUUCCGGUCGUACGGUUUGACGGAGCCAUCAGAAACUGGAAGGGUCAAAAUGCAGCAUCAUCGAUCUCAGGAUUCUUUUACAGUACCAGGACUGUUGUUUUCUCACAUCAUCUUGUCCACAUGCCUUUGUUCUUUAGUUGAGAAGACAUGAUUGCUCAAAGCAAUGCAGCGGUGGAUCAGUUUAGAGCUCUGUGAUAACGUGAAAUAAAGAUUUCAGCCAUAUGCUGCAGAUCUUUAAAGGUAGAAGCACAGUUUUAUCAUCUGUUAGUGGAUGUUUUGCUACAUCUGAUCAAACCAAAAUUAUGUUUUCCCUCAAAAGUUUGUAUGUGUGUGAAUCUCAGAAAAACAUGACUGGGUCAUUUUACCAUUAACCAUUAAAUAAUAAUAACUUACCAUUAAAUUACAAACUGCCAUGAUGUAUAAAUACUUGACAAUUUAAUUUUACUUUUAAAAACAAGGUUUGCAAUAACGUUUGGAGAUUUAGUGGAAACUGAUUUUACAAUGUAAAAAAUUUCAUUAAAAAAAACUUAAUAGUCCAAAAUCAUACUCUUUAAUGUUUUUCCAGUUACAAAUGUUAUACAAAUAAUAGACUUGAAAAAUGUGGAGUGAAAUAUGACUGUAAUGCGUUCUUGUGAGAUUCACCCAUGUCGUGCAUAUUGUAAACAAUUUGGGCAAGUGACUUGAAUCAGAUUGAUGAGCUGUCUGACUUUUUCACCCAAAGAAUCCGAAACUUAUUUCUUAGUUUUAUCUCAGGAUCUGACGCUCUGACGUUUAUUUUGGCAGAGGCCGAGAAUGUCUCACUUUUCAUUCAGUAUAUUUCUGCAGUUCUGUGUAGGACAGAAAAAAUAACAAAUGCUUGUUCCCUGGCAUGAGUGUGAAUGAGAGUGAGAAUGGUUUUCCAACAAAUACUUAUUAUUCAUGAUUAAUCAGAGUAAAUUCGCAGCAUCCUCCUCUGAACAUCUAAAGACAACUCAACUAAUUCAGUGUCAAUCCUUGCUGCCAUAUUGCCUUUUACUCUAUACUUACAGAUGCUUUCAAAUCUGAUUAUGAAAUAAAUCUAAAUUUGGCAGUGUGCCAUUUUAAUGGGGAAAUUGCAA
This is a messenger RNA of Sinocyclocheilus anshuiensis, 2540 nucleotides long. Its product is annotated as BRISC complex subunit Abro1-like. The transcript has 2 exons. Bases 1 to 642 code for a protein of 213 amino acids. The record is from RefSeq and is a predicted model, not a curated record. NCBI's taxonomy places the organism in Eukaryota, Metazoa, Chordata, Actinopteri, Cypriniformes, Cyprinidae.